ACGGUCUGUAGGACAGCUCGCCAAGUUAUCGCUGUUGCUUUUUCUCGUAUAAUCUGCGGCCAGGAAUCACGGCGCAGCCCAUACAGGACCAUAAGGCCCCGUUUCAAUCAUAACGCUAGCGGGGAGCUGUGUUUCUGAGCCGCAGUUACUUUUUUUUAAAAGCCGCUCACAGCUGCUCUGGGGGGCGGAGUGUCUGCAGAGUGCUGCGCCGAUUGGGGCGCUCAAUCGGGGGAAGAGAGAUGGCGUGCUUGUUGGAGGCCCCUCUCCGCAUCAGUGUGCUGUCUGAAGUCACUGCCACUAGUCGCCAUUAUGUUGACAGAUUGUUCGACCCCGACCCACAGAAAGUGCUGCAGGGAGUCAUUGACAUGAAGAAUGCCGUCAUAGGAAACAACAAGCAGAAGGCCAAUCUGAUCGUCCUCGGAGCUGUGCCGAGGCUACUAUACCUGCUCCAGCAGAGCUCGUCCAGUCUGGAGCUGCGGACCGAGUGUGCUGUUGUGCUGGGCAGCCUAGCCAUGGGCACAGAGAACAACAUCAAGUCCCUGGUGGACUGUCACAUCAUCCCUGCCCUUCUUCAAGGUCUCUUGUGUCCAGACCUUAUCUUCAUUGAAGCUUGUCUUCGAUGCCUCAGAACGGUCUUCAUCAGUCCAGUCACCCCUGUGCAGCUGCUUUAUACUGACCCCACUGUGAUUCCCCAUCUAAUGUCUCUACUGAGCCGCUCGCAGAGAACCCAGGAGUACAUCACACAGAUCUUCUCCCACUGUUGUAAGACCCCAGAGCACCAGACGGUUCUGUUCAACCACGGUGCCAUCCAGAACAUUGCCCCUCUGCUUAUCUCACCCUCUUAUAAGGUCCGGAUGCAGGCGUUAAAGUGUUUCUCAGUCCUGGCCUAUGAGAACACUCAGGUCUCCAUGACACUGGUGAAUGGUGAGGAAAUCUCUCCUCUCUUCUCUUCUCUCCUCCUCUCUCCUCAAUCCAUUUAUCUGCGUUUUCUGUUGCCAGUGCUGGUGGAUGGUGAGCUGCUCUCUCAGGUAUUUGUCAGAAUGAUGCAAAGGGAUCAACCCAUUGAAAUGCAGCUAACAGCAGCCAAAUGUUUAACAUACAUGUGUCGAGCGGGUGCCAUUAGGACAGACGACAGCUGCAUAGUCCUAAAGACCCUGCCGUGCCUGGUGCGAAUGUGCAGUAAAGAGCAUUUGCUUGAGGAGAGGGUGGAGGGUGCAGAGACGCUGGCCUACCUGAUGGAGCCCGACGUGGAGCUGCAGAGGAUCGCCAGCACCACCGACCACCUGGUGGCCAUGCUGGCCGACUACUUUAAAUACCCCAGCUCUGUGUCUGCCAUCACAGACAUCAAGAGGCUGGACCAUGACCUGAAACAUGCACACGAGCUGAGACAAGCUGCUUUCAAACUCUACGCCUCACUAGGCUCUAAUGACGAGGACAUCCGCAAAAAGAUCACAGAGACAGAGAACAUGAUGGACAGGAUAGUCAGUGGCCUAUCAGAAUCCAGCAUUAAAGUCCGCUUGGCGGCUGUCAGGUGUCUUCACAGUCUUUCGCGAUCGGUGCAGCAGCUGAGGACCAGCUUCCAUGACCACGCAGUGUGGAAACCCCUCAUGAAGCUGUUGCAGAACGCCCCGGAUGAAGUCCUGGUCAUGGCCUCCUCUACACUAUGCAAUCUACUGCUGGAGUUCUCACCCAGCAAAGAGCCCAUCCUGGAGUCAGGGGUGAUUGAAUUACUAUGCAGUCUGACCCAGAGUGACAGUCCUGCACUGAGGGUCAAUGGGAUCUGGGCCCUGAUGAACAUGGCGUUCCAGGCAGAUCAGAAGGUGAAGGUGGAGAUUGUUCGGUGUUUGGGUACAGAACAGUUGUUCCGUCUGCUAUCAGACCCCGACACCAAUGUGCUGAUGAAGACUCUCGGUUUGCUGCGCAAUCUGCUUUCAACACGCCCGCACAUCGACCAGAUCAUGAGUUCUCAUGGGAAGCAGAUCAUGCAGGCAGUGACCCUCAUCCUGGAAGCAGAGCACAGUAUAGAGGUCAAAGAACAGACGCUGUGCAUCCUGGCCAACAUCGCAGACGGCAACACAGCCAAGGAGCUCAUUAUGACCAAUGACGACAUGCUCCAGAAAAUCAAAUACUACAUGGGGCAUUCAAAUGUGAAACUGCAGCUCGCUGCCACCUUCUGCAUCUCAAACCUUAUCUGGAAUGAGGAGGACGGUUCUCAGGAGCGUCAGGACAAGCUGAGGGAGAUGGGCUUCGUGGACAUCCUACACAAACUCAGCCAGGCCUCUGACCCCAACCUCAGUGACAGGGCGAAGACGGCGAUGCAGCAGUACCUAGCAUGACUACAGCGGGGAGAGAUCCUCUACUGCCAGCUUAACUAACAAUCGUCGGGAGGGACACUUGCCAUUGGUUCUUUUGUUUUGUUUAAUCUUGAGGCUUGUUUUGUUGCACAAAGACACCUUUUUUGGACCUGUGGCCGGCCUCCCUGCACCUCUCACCCACCGCCCAAUAGCACCGCCUCAAAAGUUUUGCUCACUCCAGAUCUUACUUGGAGACUCUGAGACCGUGGUUGUUGGGGAAAUCAACGAUUUGGAGGGUUUCACUUGUUACUUGUUUUUCUUUUUUUUUUUUUUUUUCUUCCUUCAAGGACAAAGUGAAAUUUUUCCGUUUGUGACUUUGUGAUUUAAGAUUUGCAAAUUUUUUUUUUUUUUUUUUUCUCUCUUGGCCUCGUUCUUUGGAGCACAGCAGCCAGACACCAGCGCCGCCUUGGUGCUUUUUGGACUCCCGAUCGUGGUCUCAGAGGACCGGACUACGAGGUUUGACACGAGAGCACGGCUGUUGGAGAGCAGAGCUUCCCAGUUUUAUUUUUUUAAUUUUUAACUAAUAUUACUAUUAAUAUUAAUGUUUCCUUAAGGCAUCGCAAGUAAGGACACAUUUGGAGAAACAUAGACUGCCUAUUUUGAAAUUUUGGGUGUUUUCUUUUUUUGUGGAUACAUACCUCGUAAAUAUAUAAAUAUAUAUAAAUAUAAACAUAAAUAUAUAUUUUUGGAUUUUUAUUUUCCCUGACCCUCUGUUUGUUUUCAUUCACUCUCGCUGAACCAUGAUUCUCAGCACAGUAUGGUGAAUCCAUUGCAGUCUGAUUCAAGUAUGUAUCUGACUUUGAACAUGGUUUGUAGAGGUGAAUAAGGAAAGGAAAUGUAAUUCCCCCGAUUUUCUUCCUUUUUUUUUUUCUUCACCUUUGAGGUUCUGCGUGCACUGGAGCCCUUCACUUUUUUCCACUCUCCUUAUAAUCCCAAUGGGAAAUUUAGUUCCAGAGUCGAUAGCACUAACGCUGACCUGCCCAGUUACUCAACAGGCAAUGGGUUCACAGAACGCCAGAGAUGAGACGAUGCACGUAUCCGCACACCUCUCAUGAACAAGACUUAAUGUCUGUUGCUGUUUCCUAAUUCUCUGCAGCCCCUCUUUUGUGUAUGUCAAAAGGGACGAAUUCCCAAGCUUCUGGGUUUCUUUCCUCUGAUGUGUUUUGAGACGUGAGUGAGGACAGAGUAGAUGCAAGGAAUAAAGGAAGAACAAUUUGAGACUGGCCCCUGGAGGGUAAAAGCACUACGUGCAGCCACAGCAGCAGAAUCAAGAGCUACAUUGUGUUUCAUCCCUCUAUCAUAUAAUUUCUUCUCCCGUCAGGAUGUUUCUAGAGUGUUGUUCCCUGGCAUUUCAAACCUUACCGAAGCUCUGAUAGAAUGAAUGUUACCGUUGGAAAAUAUAUGCAGACCUGAAGAAGGAUUUCCUCCGUGUUGUGUCUUAUUUCUAGGGUCCUUGUAGUUAAAUAGCCAUUGAGUUACAGUUUUGUUUCACCUUAAAAACCAGUCUGAAUCAAAGCAGAGAACCGUGUUUAGUCCUGCGCUUUAGCCUCUGCCAUCAGAUGUAGCAAAGGAUCAAAUCCCGGUUAAAGUUUCAUUUCUCUGCUCCGUCGUUUCCACGGGAAUUCCUGUUCUCUCAUCCACCGUCUAAACAAAGGGUUUUAAAGAAGGGUUGAUUGUUGAGGACGCAGUUUGUGGUGCUGUUGAACUGCGCUGCAGUAUACAAAGCUGUUUGCUACUUAGCCUACCCCCACUGGUGUAAACGGGGUGGACAAAAUAAUAGAAACACCUGUCCAUAUGGUGCGAUACAGCUCAGCGGCACCACAAACUGCAGCCUCCGACAUGGUCAUGGAGUUGAAUCAGCACCUCCUCUGAAACCGUUUCAACACAAACAGAACAUUACAACCUCCGUGAAGGGCGGAUCCAUUGCAGGACUGCUGGAGAAGACAGCAUCAGUGUUAGCUUGGUGUACCUGAUAAACUGGCAACUGAGUGUACAGAAGCACAGUGCACUUCACAUUCAGUUUGUAUUGCAGCUAACGGUUGCAUAGCCUGAGUUUGGGCCUCUCAUGUACCACUGAGUUCCAGUCACAGAGGUAAAGAUCCGUUUCUCUUAAAUCUUAAUACCCAGUGAUAAUUGAAAAACCUUUUGUUAAAAAACUUUAUCUGUUAUAUUUGUCUAUUCUGCAACUUUCUAUUUAUUUAAUAUUUACAAUAAAUAAUGCAUUAAUAUUUUUCUUGGAUUUUACAAAAAAAGCAUGGACAUGUCUUUUCGAACUACGUGGAUCAGGAAAUUGUGGGUUCCAACUAAUAAUCAAUUAAUCGUUUGACCUGUAAAAUAGUGGAAGACUCCUGUUACAAUUUCCCACAGACCAGUUGUCUUGUUUUGUCCAAAAUCCAUAGUUAUGUAGUUUGCUAUCGUGUGACAAAGAAAAGCAUCAAAUCCUCACAUUCGAGGAGGCGGAAACCGCAUUUGACAUUUUUGCUUAAACAUUUGAAACGGUUAUUCAAUCCUCCGUGACUGUGAUGCGAUGCUGAUACAUGAGACGCACAACCCGGGGCUGAGGGUCCCCAAAAGCAGCACAGGAGUCUGACGGUUUACAAAACAACACUUUUUUUUUUUUUUAUUGUUGUACAGUAUGUAAUCCUGGUAACGUUUUUAUGUAACAGCAGUCUUUUAAUAAAAUACAUCUGAAACCCAACACCCCGUUAGCCCUCGGCCCUCGACAGCUCAAAAAGCAGGCACAUUCCUCAUGCAAAAAAGCUGUGACAUGCAUUU
Molecule: messenger RNA, 5129 nt
Organism: Xiphias gladius (swordfish)
Lineage: Eukaryota; Metazoa; Chordata; Actinopteri; Istiophoriformes; Xiphiidae
Gene: armc8
Product: armadillo repeat containing 8
Exons: 21
Coding region: 240-2336 (698 amino acids)
Biological process (GO): proteasome-mediated ubiquitin-dependent protein catabolic process
Cellular component (GO): GID complex
Molecular function (GO): protein binding
Source: RefSeq, a predicted model, not a curated record